AUGGCGUCCAAGCAACCAAUCGGCUACAAGUGUCGCAUAGCAGGCGUGCUGCUCCUGCUGUUGGCCAGCAUCGCCGCCCUCGUUGCUGUUGCUGUCAUCCAGGACACCUGGGCGUUUAAAGAGUACGGCCUAGAGUACGGGAUAGUGAUAGAUUCGGGUUCAUCUCGGUCCAAUGUGUACCUCUACGAGUGGCCCGGGGAGAAGCAGAAUGAAACAGGAGUAGUAACGGAGAUACUGAACUGCAGAGUUGAUGGUGACGGCAUCUCCGAGAUGGGAGUUGAUCCUCAGAAAGAUGAAAAGUCAUGGACAGCAUUCCGAAAGUGCAUGGCCCAAAUCACCGCGGCCAUUCCCGCUGAAAAACACAAAACCACCCCCCUGUUUCUCGGAGCCACAGCCGGGAUGAGACUGCUGCAUCAGCUGGAUGAGCAGAGAUCCAAUGACAUCCUGGCAAGUCUCGGAACAUACCUGAGCUCCCUGCCCUUCGACUUCCACAACGCCUCCAUCAUCGCAGGUCAAGAGGAAGGUCUAUAUGGGUGGAUCACCGUCAACUACCUCAUGGGAAACUUCCUGGAGAAAAACCUGUGGAACACCUACGUGCAACCAGAGGGGGCAAAGACAGUCGGAUCCAUGGACCUCGGUGGAGCAUCGACCCAAAUUGCCUUCUCAGUCCAGGAAGAUUUCCAAGGGCUCGACUAUAUGCCCAUCAAACUGUACGGAUACAAUUACAAUGUCUACACUCAUAGUUUCCUCUGCUACGGCAAGAAUGAGGCUGAGAAGAGAGUUCUUGACAAAAUAGUACAGGAAUCAAUUGACCCAGCAUACAUCCUGAACCCCUGCUACCCUGAAGGUUUCAACACCACCAUUAAGGCCUCAUCCAUCUAUGACACAGAGUGCAUCAAGAAGCCAGCGAACUACAACCCAGACCAGGAUCUCUUCAUGGUGGGAGCCCCUGACUCAGACAAGUGCAGGAGCCUGGUGAAGUCAAUAUUUGAUUUCAAAACCUGUUCCUCAGCCCACUGUUCCUUCAACGGGGUUGAGCAGCCGCCAGUCACUGGAGAGUUCAUGGCGUACGCUGGAUUCUUCUACGUUAAGCGGGCUCUGCACCAGAAUGGUUCUGUAGAUUUUGAUCAGUUCAAGUCGUUGGUCAGGGAAUUCUGCCACACGAAUUGGACAGAGUUGAAAAAAGAAAAGAACUGGAUCUCUGACAGAUACUUGAAGACUUACUGCCAAGGAGCUCACUACAUCUUCACUCUGCUGGCAGACGGUUACAAGUUUGACAAUGAGACGUGGGAAGGAAUCAGUUUUCAAAGACAGGUGAAGGACACCAGCGUGGGUUGGAGUUUGGGCUACAUGCUGAGUAUGUCCAACAUGAUCCCAUCUGAAGUGAAACACAUCACACCUCUCACCAACCCUGUCUUUGCCGGCCUCAUCUUUUUAUUUUCAGCUCUGACCAUCGUGACGGUUGUCAUAGCUUUCAUCUUCCUCAUUCGCACUUGCUACUGAGAGCGAAAGUUACAAAGAAAAUGAUCUGCCAUUCAAAGCCUGGGGAUUGCUGAAAUCCCGUAGGGAACAGGAGAGUGUUACAGCUACUUACAGUUUUUCACAAUUGUUAACACACGUUUUUCAAAACAAUAACGGCUUUCUCAAAACUGCACACAGAAAACUGAAAACCUCACACACAAAAUGCUAAACCUGACCCUCCCUUUGCAAGAUGACUCAUUGCCAUCCAAAUGGAACUCGUGUUUUCAUUUGGUACACACAGCCAUGUUUUCAAAUGACACACACAUACCAUUUAUUGAGAACACACAACUAAGCAUUUGCUUACACACUUCCAAGCAUUUACAGCACACUGAAGUGCAAAAUUGAAAACACAAUCAUCGAAAUGGAACACACCAUAUGAAUGACUGACUCUGGAGAAUUAGCCAUUUCUCCUUUUGUAAACUGUCUCAGUGUAGGCCUAUUUUUUUUAUAGUCAAACAUAAAACAGCACACAAAAAGGUUUAUUUCAGUACACACAGAGAACAGUACAGUACUGACACAGACAGCAUGAGAAUGCAAGUUACAGUAUGGACACAGAGAGGUCAACACAGUGGGCUACAGUGAGACACUGUAGAAAAGGAACAAUAUUGGAUUACAGGUACAAUACAUGCACGUGUCACUGCUGAAUGUUUGGUACUAACAAGCACAAACUCUCGCCGUAACUCCUUGAUGCGUCUGUGGUCCGUUCGAAUGGAACCCUGUUCACUUGCUUCAUCCGCAUGGCAUUCCUGUGAAGAAUACGGUCUAAUGUAGAGAGGAUGGCGGUCUGGACGUUUCUAAAUGUAGCAUGGUCAGCCAGGAUCCUAGUUUUUAUUUGUCUGAGUGUGAUAGCGUUGUUCUCAUGAACCAUAUCUACAAUUUCAGUCUCCUGUUCGGCUGUGAACAUGCAUGUUCUUCCUCCACGGUGUGGUUCUCUUUCAGUCCUGCAAAAUAUAAAUACUGUGAGCACACUGUAUUCUAUUCUAUUAUAUUGUUCAUCAAACAAAACAGAGGCUGAAGGCACUUUUAUGCUGCAAUCCUGAUUGCAAAUUGCUCAACAGACCUGAAUGUUUAGAGAUUUGAGUAUUUGUGUGUUGUAGGUUGAUGCUUUGAUAUUUUAGGGUGAGAAGUGUGUGCAACAACUGAACAUCUUGUGUAGUGUUUUGACAACAAGGUGAUGUGUAAUUGAAAUCAGAGUGUAAAGAAGGAAAGUCAGAGUCUAAUGAGAUAAGGGAGUGUGAAGUAGUGCCAAAUUGGGUCAAGCUAUUGGUACAUGAAGUGAAUGUUGUGCAAAUUGUGCCGAAUU
Messenger RNA from Limanda limanda (common dab), 2824 nucleotides. RefSeq names its product ectonucleoside triphosphate diphosphohydrolase 3 (gene entpd3). The transcript has 9 exons. Gene Ontology annotation, biological process: nucleoside diphosphate catabolic process. Bases 1 to 1503 code for a protein of 500 amino acids. Gene Ontology annotation, molecular function: UDP phosphatase activity; GDP phosphatase activity. NCBI's taxonomy places the organism in Eukaryota, Metazoa, Chordata, Actinopteri, Pleuronectiformes, Pleuronectidae. The record is from RefSeq and is a predicted model, not a curated record. Gene Ontology annotation, cellular component: plasma membrane.